Anopheles coustani is the source of this 849-nucleotide messenger RNA. Its product is annotated as aquaporin AQPAn.G-like. The coding region runs from base 1 to 849 and encodes 282 amino acids. Lineage: Eukaryota; Metazoa; Arthropoda; Insecta; Diptera; Culicidae. Gene Ontology annotation, cellular component: plasma membrane. The transcript is spliced from 4 exons. Gene Ontology annotation, biological process: transmembrane transport. Gene Ontology annotation, molecular function: water channel activity. The record is from RefSeq and is a predicted model, not a curated record.
AUGUUUAUCAAUCAACCCGUAAAAACAACCAUCAAUCUUGGAUGCUCGAUAGCGGCAAAUGUAGUGAAGGUUAAACCCAGUGUGGUUUGGAAAGCGGUGAUUAUAUUUUUGGCCGAAUUCUUCGGCACAGCAGUGCUGCUGUUUGGCGGAUGCAUGGCCGGAUUGGACGGAUUCGAUAACAUCACCACUAAUGUCAGCCGAGGACUGACCUUUGGGAUGAUCGUCAUGAUGGUGUUUAUAACAUUCAGUGCCACCUCGGGAGCGAUCAUCAAUCCUGUCGUGUCGCUGGCGGCCUACAUCUAUGGGACCCUCUCGUUUCCGCUGACAGUUCUGUACAUAGUCGCUCAGUUCGGAGGAGCUCUCUGUGGCUACGGUCUUCUGCGUGCCGUCACACCGUGGAAAUACUAUCAGCGGGCCCUAGAAUACGGGGAAGGCCACUGCGUUACUGCCCCGCACGAAAGCAUCUCGACAGGUGAAGCACUUGCCGUCGAGAUACUAUUAACUGGCAUACUGGUGUGGACCAACUGUGGUAUAUGGGAUCCACGGAACAAGCGGGAUACUGACUCCGUGCCGAUCAAGUUUGCCUUACUUAUUGCGGGACUUUCCAUCGCCGGAGGUCCAAUAACCGGAGCAAGUAUGAACCCGGCCCGCUCUUUGGCGCCUGCCGUUUGGAAUUGUAACUACGAUGGACUGUGGAUCUACUUUGCUGGACCGACGAUCGGCGCGAUUUUGAUGGCGUCUAUUUAUCGGUACAUUUUUUGGCAGGAGCACAACGAACCAAACAUGAUGUCACCGUGCCAUUGUCACAGCUCAAAUCACGAAACUAGCAAUCCGAAAAGUCUACCCUAG